AUGCUUGUCGGACGGCUGACGGAGUGGUUCACGGAAGCGCUGCGGGAGGCACGGCUGCGGCCACGGCCACCAAGCAGCCGCGCCUCCUCGGCAAGGUACGCCUGGUGCACCAACUCCUUGUGGAGGUACUGCAUGGAGUGUAGGCGGUGGUGCAUCAGUUUCAUUACGUUACGCAGGAAGUACUGGUGCUCUGUGCGGUUCCUGCUCGACCGCACUGUCGUUGUGGCCUGGCUGUGCGGCGAGUACGGUAAUGGGGUGAUAGAGCCGUAUGGGUGGCUUGUCGCGUGCGUCGGCUGCGUAGCUUCUACCAUCCGUGCAGCGUUUGGAGACGCAUGCAGAAAAGACGACGACGACGGUGGUGCUUGCGGCUGGACGGCGCUGGUCGUUUCACGUGGGCUCGUGUGGCUAUGA
Molecule: messenger RNA, 411 nt
Organism: Trypanosoma grayi
Lineage: Eukaryota; Euglenozoa; Kinetoplastea; Trypanosomatida; Trypanosomatidae
Exons: 1
Coding region: 1-411 (136 amino acids)
Source: RefSeq, a predicted model, not a curated record